AUGUGUAAUCAGAUACGCGCCAAACAGCCGAUCCAAAUGAUCUUGCCGGCUUUCCCCUUCAAAUCUCCGAACCGGGAGAAUAAGGUCUUGGGAAGCCUUCCUGAUAAAGGCGAAGAGAUUUCUCUCGCGCACCUUAAUGGACUCUGCGCUGCUAUUGGUGACGUCUAUGACUAUGGCGCUAAACUCACCAUCGUGUCUGAUGGCCUCGUGUACAACGAUAUCCUCGGCGUGUCUGACAGAGACGUCUGGGAGUAUAGCCAUGCACUGAGGGAUAUGGCAGCCGAAAACAAAUACAACCAUAUCGAUUUCGCCAGACUGCGCGACCUUGUUCAUAUUCAUGAAAACGUCAACCUUGAUGGCGAGACGUACGAGAAAUUGGCUCCAGAGUUUCGCCAGGAGCUGAUUAGAAGGUACACACCGGAGGGAUUUGACGCCGCUGUCAAGAUCAAGUCCGAUGAAAACAUCUGCACCACGUACCGAGGAUACAUCAAGUUUUUGACCAAGGACUUGGAACACCUUCAUGUAGAUGAUGGUACCAAGUCUCGCAAAUCGCAUAAGAAACAUUUGGGAGAUGUCGCUAAAUCCAUGAUAGAACGGGGCGCGGCCUUCGCAGAAGCUAUAUCAAGGAACUUCCCAGGUUACAUUCGUCUUUCCAUCCACCCUUCAAAUGGAUUAACCAAGAUCUCCAUAAAUGUUCUCCCGAGAACUCCAACGCCAGUCACACCAUGGCAUUCAGCACUUUGCUAUACUGUUGACGGCGGCUUUAUGUAUGGAUGGCGAGAGAUUUUCGACGCGGACCCAAGACUGGAGGUGGUUCUCAAGAACGGACAUCCAUGGUGCUACCGGUUUAAAUCUGAGCUGUAUAACUGGUCAUCGCCGGUGACAGUCGACCCCAUCUAUCCCUGCGGUAUGAUGGUUACUCCUGUCAAUCCAACCUCAAUUGGCGCAAUCGACAAGGAGAAAGUCCAGGCUCUAGCAAACGAGAACUCGCCUAUCCUCCUUCGCGGAUUCACAGACAGUCAUGACCACGAGCUGAUCGCGCAGAAAGCCGAGAGUUGGGUGCCCUUCGAUGGGGCAGCUGAAAUAACGAAGGAUAAAGACGCCGACAACACGAAGCAGUCCCCAAUUUCAUCUCCAUCCAAAUAUCAAAUGAUCACCGCCACUGUCCCCAUCUCAGAGAAAACCCGACGCAGUCUCUUCUCCGCUUCAUCUCUGUUCUUCUCCCACCUUCCAGCCAGCUACACCGUCGAAAUGCUCCAGCAGUUCUCCUGGAAGGCAUCAGGCUCAACCACCAACACCAACACUAAGACUAACAGUCUGCCCUUGAUCACACCACACUUCUCGCAUGGCCGGCCCUGCUUCCGUUACCAUCCACUCCUCUCUCAAAGCAACAUCACCUCGGAAGCCACCUACGCCAUGGAAGACAUUUCAGACGCUGACUCAAAUAGACUAUGCAAUGUUCUGAAUCCUCUUCUCUACGACCGCAGGGUUUGUUAUUGGCAUACCUGGGAACAAGGGGACGUUGUCUUUUACGAUACCUUCACUACGACUCUGACUUGGGAGCCGGCUGAAGAAGAACCGGUUCUUUUCUUGUUGCAUUCGGGAUUUCCAUGCUGACUUUGAUCUUACCUUUGGGGUUUAGUACCGGUCUGAUCUCUUGAUAAUGGUCACUUUAUUAUCCCUGGAUUACUCUUCCAUCUUACUGCGGGGUCAAUAUUAAGUACCCAUGGACGAUACGAUAUGAUGACGACUUCUCAG
Molecule: messenger RNA, 1758 nt
Organism: Aspergillus eucalypticola CBS 122712
Lineage: Eukaryota; Fungi; Ascomycota; Eurotiomycetes; Eurotiales; Aspergillaceae
Product: isocyanide synthase family protein
Exons: 5
Coding region: 1-1617 (538 amino acids)
Molecular function (GO): oxidoreductase activity
Source: RefSeq, a predicted model, not a curated record